Messenger RNA from Trachymyrmex cornetzi, 1443 nucleotides. RefSeq lists its product as uncharacterized. The record is from RefSeq and is a predicted model, not a curated record. The transcript has 4 exons. Bases 130 to 879 code for a protein of 249 amino acids. NCBI's taxonomy places the organism in Eukaryota, Metazoa, Arthropoda, Insecta, Hymenoptera, Formicidae.
CUUUAAGCUAUAAGCACUAAGUAGUAAGCUAUAAAACUUAACCUGUUACAUCAAGUAGUCCACAACAUUCAUGGACAUAAUCUUUAAGGCGUGGUGCCAUGCAUAGUGCUGAUCAGGCAGCGGAAGGUUAUGUGCAACAUAGCAGCAUUUAAACAAAUUAUGAGACCAAUAGUACGAACAUCAUUAUUACUUAUGCUCUGUGCGGGUAAUACAUACUUAUUAAAUGUUAUGAUGUAUUUGAGAAAGAAAAUUCAAAAGCGUCGUUGGUGGGUGCAUCCCUUCUAUCGUGAACGUGCACAAGUAGGAGCGUUUGAAAAAACAUUUAUAAAAUACAAGAAUAAUGACCAUGAAAAGUUUUUUAAACUAACAAGAAUGACACCGAAUCAAUUUGACGAACUCCUGGGAAUGAUAUCUUUUCGUUUGCAAAAGAACAGUUAUCGAGACUAUCUUACUCCUCAAUUUCGUCUAGCUUUCACAAUUUGCUUCCUGGCAUCAGGAAACACAUUGCCACAUCUUUGUGAAUAUUGGAAAAUAGGGAAAUCAACUGGCUACGCCAUCAUCGAAGAAACAUGCGAGGUCAUUUGGGAGACACUAAAAUCUAUACAUCUUGCUACACCAAAUGAGGAACAGUGGAAACUCAUUGCAAAUAAAUUUGACGAGCGAUGGAACUUUCCUCACUGUUUGGGAGCCUUAGAUGGCAAACAUAUUCGGAUACAGUGCUCCCCACGAAGUGGUUCUAAUUUCUUCAAUUAUAAACAGUAUUAUAGUAUGGUUCUGAUGGCAAUUUGCGACGCAAAUUAUUGUUUUACGUGGAUAGAUAUAGGAAGCUAUGGUUCACAUCAUGACAGCAGUAUUUUUACUGCUAGUGCCUUUGGCUAGGCAUUAUAGAGAGGUACUCUGAAUUUACCUCCACAGUCUCGAGUGGAAGGAUGGAAUAAAGAAUGGCCAUACAUUUUUAUUGCAGACGAAGCGUUUCCACUUCGAACAGAUCUCUUGCGACCAUACUCAAGAAAAAAUAAUUUAGGAAAAAGAGAAAAAGUUUUCAAUUAUAGAUUGUCCAGGCCGAGGAACAUCAUUGAAAAUGCUUUUGGCAUAUUGGCAUCAAGGUGGAGAGUGUUGCGAACAUGCUUAAGCAUGAAGUUAAAAACGGUAGAAAGUAUUGUACUCUCUACGAUAUGUCUUCACAAUUUUCUCAUGAAACGGGAAGAACACAUAGCUGGAUUCAAACAGUAUUGUCCUCCCUCCUACAUUGACCAAUAUGAUGAAGACGAUAAUAUUACACCAGGAGAAUGGCGCAAUAAUAUAAUGACUCAAAAUAUACAACCACUGCAUAGAAUAGGAGCAAAUAGAGCAACAACAGAUGCAAUUGCAUUGAGAAAUAAUAUUGCUGAAUAUUUUUUAAGUAAUGUAGGUCAAAUUCCCUGGCAGUGGGCUAGAAUACAU